GAUAGCCAGAACCCUGCAAAAUUUUCUGUACAAAAGUCUGUAUCGGCAGAUGAUCGCGCGAACUCUGUAAACAACUCUUUCAAUCGGCAGAUGAUAGCGAGAACCCUGCAAUUCUGUGCAAACGUCUAGAUCAGCAGAUGAUCGCGCGAACUCUAGCAUUGGAGUUUAUCAAUGCUCAUAAAUUUUGGGUUAAUUAUACAGCGAGUAUUUUCUUCCCAAGCUCGGAGUGACCAAGUAAUUUCUAGAGAAAUUUUGUAAAGAAAAUCCAUGGAGGGCCACAACAUUGGAGGCAGUGAAAGUUAUGAAAACUGGCAGCUCGUCGAUGGAGAUGAUUAUUUGCUCCUAAGUGAUGAAGAGCAAAAUCUACCACAAGAAUUUGAUCUACAUGCAGGCACAAAUGAAUAUUUUGCUAGCCUGUUGACAAAUCAAGGCAGACAGGCUGGAUUCGGAACACAGUUGUGCCUACAGCAACAAUGUCAACCGCUAAGCACAAAUGAUUUUUCACCAGGUUUGUUGCCUCUGUCGACGAUUAAUCAAGGCGGGCCGGUAGCUUCCGGAGCACAGCCAUGGGCACAGCAACAAUUAGGUCAACCUGCAGGACCAAAUGGAUGUUUACUAGAGCCGUGCAUAAAUCAAAGGCAAGGCAAUCAGGCUGCGGCAGCAACACAGUCGCUGAUCGCACAACAACAUUCAGGUAUAUCUCCGGUAAUAUUCACUGGGGAUCCUCAUUCACAAAGAAAUAUUGUUAAAAUUAGGGCACCAGCUUCUCUUGUCAGCAAAAGACAGUCCGAUAAAAAAUACAGAGAGAACCUAAAGAAACGAAAACAGGACCUUGUGGAUCAAAAUAAAGGGUUGAAGCUAAAGGAGCAGCAAAUGAAGUCCAAACUGGAGGCAUCUGAGGCCGAAAAUGGGAGUUUGAAGGCCGAAAAUGGGAGAUUGAAGUCCGAACUGGAGGCAUCUAAGACUGAAAAUGAGAUAUUGAAGUCCAAACUGGAGACUUAUUUUGGAAGUAAACUGUGGGAUGAAAUCGACUCUCUAAAAGGCAACGUUGCCUGUUUGGAUCAAAGGACGCAAACUCAAUAUGCCUGUUUGGAUCAAAGGAUGCAAACUCAGUCAACAAAACUGGCUGAGCUUCAAAAUAAAUUUGAUAAAUUGGAGUUAAAGCAACAAAAUUGGAGAACAAAAAAGAAGAGCGGAAUGUCCUCAACCGAAGAGUUUGUGGCGCAGAUUCAAGAGAAUGAUUCUGUUGAUUCAGCACAAAAUAUUCCUAUUAUUAGUGCAGCAAAAGAAGCAGAGCUUGCCAGAAAAGAAGGGAUCGAUGAAGCACAUCUAAAUUGGCAAAGUCAAAAAUGGAAGAUACUUGAGGCUGAAGUAGAAACGUUGGAGCGUUGGGGAAGGCUGGGCAAAUUUAAUCGAACCGAUUGGUUAACUGAGUAGGAAACCGAAACUUGAAAAGUGGAUUGGUUAAAUGGUUUUCGGGUUAAGAAGUUUGGGUUCGGUCCGAAACCCAAAAAAUGCAGUUUGGUUUCCGGUGGGCUGGGCCAAACUCGAAAACCACAGUAGGCCCACCGAAAAACUGAAUUUUAUUGAUUAAGAAAAUAUAUAUCUAUUUGCUCA
Messenger RNA from Rubroshorea leprosula, 1617 nucleotides. Lineage: Eukaryota; Viridiplantae; Streptophyta; Magnoliopsida; Malvales; Dipterocarpaceae. The record is from the annotation of a GenBank genome assembly.